This is a messenger RNA of Schistosoma intercalatum, 1496 nucleotides long. The record is from the annotation of a GenBank genome assembly. Lineage: Eukaryota; Metazoa; Platyhelminthes; Trematoda; Strigeidida; Schistosomatidae.
GGAGAGCGGACUCUCCCCACUCUCGGCCGUACCAGGGCAUUUGCGGGCCUUUUGGAGUUUAUUCAGUUGUAUAUCAAAUCUAUCUGGGUACAUUUUUUGUCUGACACUUGCGAAUAAAGUGAAAUAAGUUUUUCUUUCGACUAAUUAGUUUUCUACAUUCCAAGCUUUGCAGUGAUCUAUCUGAUGUCUUGCCUAGUCAAACAUCCAAGAAGUGGAAUCGAGAGUUCAGUUGUGACCCUGUCGCGAACUUAAUUGAUUGGUUGCAGCUAUUUAACUCCUUGAGCAUGCUAUAGAGGUGUCAUAAUUUUAACACCCAGAACAGAGUUUAAAUGGUUAAGUUUGUUAAUUCUGAUCAGUGUUUUUUUGCAAGGUAGUUUUUCCGCGAUAGGGUUGCUGACCCUAUAGCAAACCCUCCUCUUUAAUCCGGAUUUGUGGCCGGCAAUAUUCUUAGAAGAUCUACAGUCGGAGUUGCUUUUAAUGAGAUCGUACAAUUUUAUGCAACCGGUGCAGAGUUUUACAGUCAAAUCAAGCCAACUGGGAUUCAGUAAUGGGUCUUAAUAUCCGUGAUUUAAAAUGGUUUAUGCGACGUCGUAAUAUACCGUUCGUUGGUCUGAUUGAGAAAGAACAAUUUGUGGAUGCAGUGCUGAGCAGUCUAGGCAUUACCACCCGAAGUACAAAUGCUGAUGACCAUUUGUUUCCAGACUCAACAAAACGUAACGUUAAACUUGAAGACUUGAUGUCAGAAGAAUCCAUUGAAAAUCUUUCUGUUCGUCAGAUCAAAGAUCUUUUAGUCUACAAUUUUGUUGACUUCACUCAUUGUGUGGAAAAAGCUGAACUUAUUGCCAGAGCGAAACAGUUAUGGCGCAAUUACAAACAGCAACAACCACUCAUAUUUGAAGCUCAAGAAGCAGUAGAGUUUGAAGAUUGUCAGAAUGCUGGAACAUCGAGUGAGAAAUGUCCAGUUGAUUUGAAUGAUGAAUGCGGGGUUUGUAUGGAAGCUCCAGUUAAUUGUGUCUUUUUAGAAUGCGGUCAUUUAUUUUCUUGUGUUGAUUGCGGAAGAAAGCUGACUGAAUGCCCACUAUGUAGACAAAGCAUUGUCCGUGUUGUACGUACAUUCCGUGUCUGACAUUUUCAAAUAAACCAUUCUGUAAUAUACCUAAAUAUCGAUAUAUAAUCUUUAGCAUGAACUUUAUUGCACUUGUUUUUAGAUUUCAGUUAUAAAACACUCAUUCCACUUUGUGUACACUAAAUUGGAGCUAGAAAAAAUAGGGCUACUUGGUUCAAUGGUUAAUUUUCUUUUUCAAAGUUGAAUUACACUUCAUCGGGGUGUCCACAUUCAGAAUAUGCUUUUUGCCCAUAACCAUUGAGAAUAGUCAUAUGAUGCAUUCAGUUCGCAACGACUAAUUUUUCGCCAGCUUCGCCUAGACACAGACUUUUGGUAAUUUAUUAAUAAUCUUAAGAUUUAGUUAACAUCAAAACUAGUCAAAUUUUCAAAC